Messenger RNA from Lagenorhynchus albirostris (white-beaked dolphin), 5878 nucleotides. It is a transcript of the gene WASF2, whose product is annotated as WASP family member 2. NCBI's taxonomy places the organism in Eukaryota, Metazoa, Chordata, Mammalia, Artiodactyla, Delphinidae. Gene Ontology annotation, cellular component: cytoskeleton. Gene Ontology annotation, biological process: positive regulation of Arp2/3 complex-mediated actin nucleation; actin cytoskeleton organization. The record is from RefSeq and is a predicted model, not a curated record. Gene Ontology annotation, molecular function: protein kinase A regulatory subunit binding; actin binding; Arp2/3 complex binding. Bases 497 to 1993 code for a protein of 498 amino acids. The transcript is spliced from 9 exons.
UUAGAAAACCUGUUUAGUCAAAGGGGAACUUAGCUGAGGAACAGAAUGAAAAUUAUUUCCUUAGACAGUAGACAAACAUUCAGGAAACACCUCUGCACCCCAAAGAUAGGAACAGCUGCCACACAGUGACUAUUAAAGGGAGGUUCUAAGUUAUGAGCAAACAGCUGAUUCUCUUGGUUCUUAGGCUGUUGCUGUUGGUGACAGGAAAUCUUGUUUCCCAAGCUACUGGCUUCCUGUUUUAUUUUUACUCUUAGCAGAUCAGAAUGUCCAUAACAAGGAGCAGUCUGUUCCAAAGGGUUCUACUCCCUCUUUGAGCCUGAAGGGCUUUUUUUUUUUCUUUUGGUCAGACAAUAUGUUGGUUCACUUUUAAGAUCUAUGAUGUUGAGCUUGAUUUAAGCAUUUCGUAUUCACAAUCAACUUUUUUGGUGAUGAGCUGGUGUUUUGAGAUUUGAUGUUGUUUUUCAUCAUUCAGAACGUUGCCUGAAGCAGGUCCACCAUGCCGUUAGUAACGAGGAACAUCGAGCCAAGGCACCUGUGCCGUCAGACGUUGCCUAGCGUUAGAAGCGAGCUGGAAUGCAUGACCAACAUCACCCUGGCAAAUGUCAUCCGACAGCUGGGCAGCCUGAGUAAAUAUGCCGAGGACAUUUUUGGAGAGCUCUUCACUCAGGCAAAUACUUUUGCCUCUCGAGUAAGCUCCCUUGCUGAGAGGGUCGACCGCCUACAAGUUAAAGUCACUCAGCUGGAUCCCAAGGAAGAAGAAGUGUCACUACAAGGAAUCAACACCCGAAAGGCCUUCAGAAGCUCUACCGUUCAAGACCAGAAGCUUUUUGACAGAAACUCUCUCCCCAUACCUGUCUUGGAAACAUACAACACCUGUGAUACUCCUCCACCUCUCAACAAUCUGACCCCUUACAGGGACGAUGGGAAAGAGGCACUCAAAUUCUACACAGACCCUUCGUACUUCUUUGAUCUUUGGAAGGAGAAGAUGCUGCAGGACACCAAGGAUAUCAUGAAAGAGAAGAGAAAGCAUAGGAAAGAGAAGAAGGAUAAUCCAAAUCGAGGAAAUGUAAACCCACGUAAAAUCAAGACACGUAAGGAAGAGUGGGAGAAAAUGAAGAUGGGUCAAGAAUUUGUAGAAUCCAAAGAAAAGCUGGGGCCUUCUGGGUAUCCACCCACCUUGGUGUACCAGAAUGGCAGUGUUGGGUCUGUUGAUAACGUGGAUGCAAGCAACUACCCACCACCACCACAGUCAGACUCCACUUCUCCGCCUUCUCCUUCCUUCUCUGAGGACAGCUUGCCUCCCCCACCAGCAGAAUUCAGCUACCCAGCAGACAGUAUCCAAAGAGGGUCUGGCUUAGCUGGGCCCAAAAGAUGCAGUGUGGUCAGCCCAAGCCAUCCACCACCAGCUCCUCCUCUGGGCUCUCCGCCAGGCCCCAAACCUGGGUUUGCUCCACCACCUGCCCCUCCGCCUCCACCUCCGAUGAUGAGCACUCCACCCCCACCACCGCUUGGAGGAUUUGGGUCUCCAGGGACGCCACCACCACCUUCACCCCCAUCUUUCCCACCUCACCCCGAUUUUGCUGCCCCUCCACCUCCUCCCCCACCGCCAGCAGCUGACUACUCACCUCUGCCACCACCUCCCUUGUCCCAACCAGCAGGAGGAGCACCUCCGCCUCCCCCGCCCCCCCCUCCUCCGGGGCCCCCUCCUCCCCCUUUCAGUGGUGCAGAUGGCCAGCCUGCUGCACCUUCACCACUUUCUGACACCACCAAGCCCAAGUCCUCCUUGCCUCCUGUGAGCGAUGCCCGCAGCGACUUGCUUUCAGCCAUCCGUCAAGGCUUUCAGCUGCGCAGGGUUGAGGAGCAGCGGGAACAAGAGAAGCGGGAUGUUGUGGGCAACGACGUGGCCACCAUCUUGUCACGUCGCAUUGCUGUGGAGUACAGCGACUCAGAAGAUGACUCCUCUGAGUUUGAUGAGGACGAGUGGUCGGAUUAACUCUUCUGCCUGCUGCCCGCUUCCUUUUUCUUUCCUUCCUACCUGCCUCCUUUGAUGCCUACCCUGACAGUCCCAAGGGGAGAAAAGGGAGGAAAAAAAGAAUCUCAAGGGGCCAGAGCCUUCCCUGAAGCAACCAAAGAUAUAUCCAAGUGCUUCCUCCAAAUCAACAUGUAUUUCCCAUCUCCCCGAGGUCAGGCCCAUGGGGCUCCUGAGGUUCAGUAGCUGAGAUGUUCCCUCUUCCCUUCAAGUGACUGUUGCAUAUUGAAGAGAAGGGAAAACCCCAAAGCAGAUCCCUUUGAUUGGAUUUAAAUUUGGAGUUGGUGCCUUCCCCUAGGAGCCAUUUUCUGUGGUCUUCUUCUAGAAUCCUUGCCCUCAGCUACUUUGAAUAAUGCCAGCCAUCUUCUGGUCCUAAAGCCUGCCUGGACACAGCUGGCCCCCUUCCCAUGCACUGAGAGGGCGGAGCAGCCGCAUACCCUGUGCCUCCCCCUUCUGCCCUCAUCAGCAGGGUGAGGCUGCCUUUUGCUAAGCCAUCUCUAUGUCUGGAUGCCCUUUAUUCCAGGAGCCAUCCAGCCCCUAAAGAAAUGUCUUACCCCUCUGCUCAGAAACAAUGCCUUUCUGGAGGCAGGGGUGGUUCCCUCCCUCCCAGGGUCCCUCUCCUGAAUGUGGUGUUCCACGUUCCUUAAAUGCCCCUCCCUCACCACCAGGUGCCUCCAAGCACCACAGCCCGGUUCUAACCUCUAAUGCUCACGACCAAACUAGCCCUGACACACAGGGAUCUGGGCCUCUUCUGGCUCUUGGGAGCCAAGCUUAGAGACUUGUAACUGCAGGACUGGAAAAAGGCGGAACUGGGUUGAAUGAUGCUGAAGCCUAGAGAUGGGAAGUGACUUGCUCAAGGUCACACAGUUGGAUGAUGACAGAGCUAGACCCCAGAGUUCCUGAUUCCAAGUCACCUGUGCUUUCUGGGACCAAAUGGUGGGCACCUGCUGGAGCCCGGGCAGAGCAGUUCUUGGCUCUGUGCUACUUCAGACCUCACCACAGGUGGGGGUCCCAGUAGAAGGGCUCAGGGCCUGUGCCAGGCCUAUCAGUGCUGCUCAGACCCUCAUGGCCUCUCUUGUAAUUGUUUGCUCCCCCUUUCCUAUCACCAGCCAAGCACCUGGCCUUGAGAGCUGCCCUUUUGGGGGACCAGAGGUAGUGAGAGAAGGAAGCGGGUAGGCAGCGUGACAGGUGCUGCUUUCAAUUCCUCUGCAACUCCUCCCCCUUUUAUUUCCCCAGUUAAUCAUAGGUCCUUCCAACUGUAGAAACUUCAGUCCCUCAGGCUGGCAGCCGCUGCAGGUAGCUGCCCCGGGGCAGGGGGCGCUGGCGGCUGGCGGCCAUGAGGAGGGUCGAAAGGCAGAAGGACUCUGGGUCUUGUUUCCAGCUCCCCUCCUCACUGCACAGUGACGUUCCCUCCCUCACUCCCCCUUUUUCCCAGAGCUAAUACACAGGUGCUAUUAUUCAGAAAAAAACUGGUCAACUUUGGCCAACAGUGAGGUUUCUUCUCUUCUGCCCUAACUAUUGUGUAGCCUCUUGUGCUGAAACUGGCUUCUGGCUUCUCCGGCUUCUCCGGCUUUCUGAGCCCUGAAACAAAGAGAAACAGGAUCUGUCUCUACCCAGCACAGCAAAUGGUUAUAGUAAUUGCCAAAGCCCUCAUCAACCCCUCCGGCUUGAGGAGAGGGUGUAAUCGUGGGUACCGCCGCUGUGCCCUGGCUGAAUCUCCCCCUCAGCCUUCUUGCUGUGAACUUGGGGCGUGGGGACCGAGUCUUUAGAGGCCAGCGUGCCCUCCUGCAGGGGCUGCUCCAGAGUGUGCCCUCCUUCCUCUCCUAGAUCACACAUCUCUGGCACAGGGCUGGCGUCAGGCCCCAGUGCUGAGCGUACCAGACGGUGUGCACCCCCUCCUUGCCUCCCACUGUGCACUCUGGAAGCUGAAGGUGCUUUCUUCAGAACUCUAAAAUGGCUGUCGAAGGUGCCCCCGGCUGCAACCCAGCAGUGACCAAAGUGGCAGGUGGAGGGCAGUGGUUCUCCCAAAUAGGAGUCCUGGGGCCUGGCUAGGCCAGGGUUUGGGCCUAAUGGCUUUGACUAAAUUACCCCCAUCCCCCUCCUUUCCGGAGAAGGGGGAGCCAGCACUACUCACUAUCAUUCUUCUCUGACCUUGAAGGGGGCGGUGUUGGCCUGGCUUCUGGAAUGGACGGAGUCUGCCUUGGAAAGGGCUGGGGGCAGGAGGAGGUGGGGAGGGCCACUGCCUGCAGAAGGUAGGAUUAGAUCAUUAGCUCAGUGACCUCCUAGGGUUUCGAUAUGCUGUGUUCUCAUCCUACAGCUGGUUUGGUAAUGAUCUGAAAGUCCCGGAGAGCAACAGCACAGCUCUGCCCGAUGCUCUCAUUAAAAUCUAUGCAGCCAAGCUCGGCGCUUUGUAGCAGCCGGCCUUGCGAAGCCUCCUCAGCUCGGGGGGCUGGGGACCCAGUCAGCCGAGAGGCCCUCUGGGCUCUACUUAUGCAUAUGUGCACCAAAAAAAAAAAAAAAAAAGCUUCUUUAAACACAGAGCCCUUUAAGAUGAUAAAGGACCCUAUGCAGGUAAUUGUGUUAUCUUUGGAAUCCUGUAAUUGUAGAAUGCAAAGUUUAGUGAUUAUUUAAACUGGGCUGAGGCUGGUAAGAGUAUGGAGCAAUGGCCCCUAAGGACUCUAAGGGCUGAAGCCAAGGAGCCGCCUCCCUUCCCUAUUCUGCCCAGCCCAGGGGACCUGCCCCCAUUCCUGUGGCCCAGGGGCCCAGCUUCCACUCGGCAGUGUCAGAAUUGAGUUGUGACUCUGCCUUGGUUGUGAGAUGAGUACAUUCCAAGGGAGCAGCCACGGGGAGGGGGCAGGCUCAGCGAUCCCUUGGAGGCUCCGAGCAGCUGGCCUGAGCUCCAGCUCGCCUCCAACGGAAGCUCAAGCGCCCUCAGAAAUGACCCUGGCCGGUGUCACCGCAGAGCUGAGGCAGUGUUGUCAGGGCUAAUGUGAAAUCUCUUCCCGUGGCGCCGAUUCUCCGGCUCGGCAGCGCCAUCUCGGACAGAUUGAGGUCUCUGUGGCUUUGGUGACCCUGUGUAAGCAUUCCCACCGUGUCCCAGCUCUGCUUUCAGCCUGCUGCCCACUGCAACCCCCCUCACCUGACCUCAGGGCUUGAGGAGGGGAGCAGUGACCCCAAGGCCAGGGGCUUUUGCUCAGGAGAGAGGUCAGGCUUCCUGGGGGCUUUGAGCUCUACCGGGGUUCAGCCGACCUGGGACCAGGUGUCACCCAGAGAUGUGCCUCAGGAAGGGCUAGGGAACAAUUUUGUUACUGCAUUAACUUUAGUCACUUAACUCACUUGAGAAACUAACCAAUUUUUACUUUCUGUCUAGAAUGAUGUAUGUGUAGGAGAGAGAGCCAUCAUGCUCCUGAAGUGCCUUGUUUUCUCUGAUAUAAAUAUAUUUAUGAGGACCUGGUCCAGUGGAUUCUUGGGUGUGUUUGCCACAUCAAGAUUUUAGGGAGUGGGCUUGUUACGUAGUGGGGUUACAGUCUGAAAAUGAGUCCCCUUCCCCUGAAGAUGGGAACGGAGCUUGAGAUGCAGCUCUGAGCUCUAACCUUCAGGGGUUAAGCCAGACCCCUGACGUGACCCUUUCCUUGUCACCCUAUUCCUCUCAGGUCCUUAGAAGGAGGACUAGUUUUUCAAAGCCCCAUGCCUCCAAGCCUGGUCCUACUUGAGUCCCUGCCAGGCUCGUGUGUGUACCACAUUAGCACCCCAGUGACCUGAAGAUUCUGUGUAAUUGUUUUACGUAUACAUGCGAAUGCAUAAAUGCCAACAUCUUAAAUAAUUUGAUAAAGUCUUUGUAACCAUGCA